Molecule: messenger RNA, 763 nt
Organism: Engraulis encrasicolus (European anchovy)
Lineage: Eukaryota; Metazoa; Chordata; Actinopteri; Clupeiformes; Engraulidae
Product: serine-rich and transmembrane domain-containing protein 1
Exons: 2
Coding region: 195-575 (126 amino acids)
Cellular component (GO): intracellular membrane-bounded organelle
Source: RefSeq, a predicted model, not a curated record
CAAAGGAACAAGUGUUGGUUUUUCUUUCUCUCCAUCUCUCUCACUCUCCAUCUCUCUCUCUAUUCCUCUGUCUGCCAUCUGCUCCAGGAAGACAUGCGGCCCUGUAUCAUGGAAGCAUAGAGGAUGGAUUUCAAUAUUUUGCAAAAGCGGACUCUCUAUUAACAGGCACCACAGACCCCUGGUCUUAAGCUAAGAUGUCUGGACUGGACCUACCAGCUGAGGAACUCAACAGCACAGCAGCGAUAGACAACGGCACCUUUCUGAAGCUGUCCCCCACCUCCAUCUCCACCUCAGCUGCCUCCUCCUCCUCCUCCUCCGCCUCCUCUUCAUCCUCCAGUCUCCCCGAGAACGUCUACAUCUAUGUGUCCAUCUUCCUCAGCCUGCUGGUCUUCCUGUUGAGCCUGCUCAUCAUCGCCCUCUACAGGCUGAAGAACAUCAUCUCCUCCAGCUCCUCGUACCCAGAGUAUGCCAGUGGCGGCGCCGGUGGCAGCGAGGGUGGCAACAGCUCCUUCACCAACAUGGAGAUCUGCAGCCUCUCCUCGCAAAGGUCAACCAUUUCCACACUAUCAUCCUGAAGGACCUCUAUUGCUACUACUACUACCACUACAUGUCUGUGGGAAGCAAACACCACACCAAACACGUGCAGAGACACACACACUCACGUAUACUACAACAUACACAUGACAUACACUAUGCUCUUAGCACACACAUAUGAACCAGUAUGUAUACUGUACACACACGCAUCCACCCAUGUAUGCACGCA